CGUUCACGCAGUAUUAAAGCACGACCGCGGCUCUACAGCGAGCGCACGAGAGGCCGAGAGAAGGAGAGAGAAGGAACUACAGAAGAGAGAGAGAGAGAGAGAGUGAGUGAGAGAUAAAGAGAGAGAGGGAGAGAAGCGGGAUUAGGAUGGUGAUCAGGGUUUACAUCGCCUCUUCGUCCGGCUCUCUCGCGGUAAAGAAGAAUCAGCAGGCCGUGGUGGGCUUCCUGGAGGCAAACCGCAUCAGUUUUGAGGAAGUGGACAUCACCAUGCAGGAGGAGCAGAGACUGUGGAUGUACCAGAACAUCCCGGCAGAGAAACGGCCACAGAAGGGCAACCCGCUGCCCCCCCAGAUCUUUAAUGGAGCAGAUUACUGUGGGGAUUAUGAAGACUUCUUCCAAUCUAAAGAAACCAACACGGUGUUUUCAUUUCUUCACCUCAACUCUAAACCCUCAGUGAAGGAUUCUGAAUCCUAGGCUAUAAACGUUCCCUCGACUGAAGCACUGUGGCGCUGUUUUGUGAUGUAUCUUUCUUCACGGGAGUGUGAAGCCCUUACUGCCAGCCAUGCUUUUGCCAAACACCAAAACCUGCUGCCCACCAGCCCCUCACACACACACGUUUACACUCAGAGGAUUAAAGAGACCUUUCCUGGACAGUUAUUUCUGAUUCUCUUACUGUUAUUGCUGUUGUUUUUUUAAUGUUUGUAUUGUUGCAUGACCUGCUUGAUCACAUUGACGUAACUUGUGUUAAACCUGUGUAUCACUGUGUAUCUGGCUCUAAUCAGUGUCUGAUAAAUAAUGUAAAAUGUUUGUAAGCAUCUGUAUUCAGAAUAAGAGUUUGAGUAUGUGCUCUUCUGAGGACAUGCUUUGUUGUCUUCUCUAUGUAUGAUUGAUUUUGUUUGGGCAAAUGCCAGCAUUACUUGAAACAAAGAACUGCCCUAUACGUGCUCCGCCCACAAUUGUGUUCUUUUAUAGCAACUGUUUAUAGGGUGGUCAAGCUUUACAAACAUUGGUAAAAGUACCUUUUCAGUGAUUCCCAAAAGGUGCAACCAUUUAAGCUUUGGCCACAUUAUCAGGAGAUUACUAUUUCUGGGGAUGCCAUAGCCAUCUGUGGCUGGGACAUAGGUAAUAUAACAAAAUUGGCAGUUAAUGUUCUUCUUCAAGUGUGUUGAGCUGUCCAGUACUAUUUAUGGCAGUAUGAAAAAGAUGUCCGUACAAAAGUUAAGUUUCCAAUAUGUUAAAUUCAGCAAGCAAAUACAUAUUAUGCACUGAUUUAAGUUUGUUCACUGUAGAGGAAAACUUAAAUAACCAAAAAACCACACACUCAAGAGUACUAAGGUGUGAAUUCUUCAGUGAUUCUGCGGUGUAAGAACAUGUCAUGAACAGUCAUAGACUGUUUCUCAGGAUCUUUCUCAAGAACACAUUUAAGAGAAAACUUAGGAAGAUAUUGAUGAAUGAGGCCCAAUGUUGUGCAUCAACUCUAAGCUAUGGUUUCUUAUUAUGUUGAAUAUGAUAUUUGGGUUUUUUAUCAAUAUUCUGAAAAGCUUGUCCAACCUAGCACCAGUUGCUACAAAAGUGGCCCUGUAUGUUUUUGCGUAUAUGUGUGUGUGCGCAAGUGUGAGUUAGUGAGAGAUAAAUGAAACUCCUCUGUGGAAUAAAGAAAGGUAUUUCACUGAGACAAACAGGGAAA
Molecule: messenger RNA, 1686 nt
Organism: Pygocentrus nattereri (red-bellied piranha)
Lineage: Eukaryota; Metazoa; Chordata; Actinopteri; Characiformes; Serrasalmidae
Gene: sh3bgrl2
Product: SH3 domain binding glutamate-rich protein like 2
Exons: 4
Coding region: 147-473 (108 amino acids)
Cellular component (GO): cytoplasm
Source: RefSeq, a predicted model, not a curated record